Messenger RNA from Cricetulus griseus (Chinese hamster), 4748 nucleotides. Lineage: Eukaryota; Metazoa; Chordata; Mammalia; Rodentia; Cricetidae. The record is from RefSeq and is a predicted model, not a curated record.
CCUGGAGGUCUUAGCACUGCCUCUGUUCCCCCAGCUACCAUGUCCACACAGAGACUUCGGAAUGAAGACUAUCAUGACUACAGUUCCACUGACGUGAGCCCUGAAGAGAGCCCAUCCGAAGGCCUUGGUAACUUCUCUCCUGGCUCCUACCAACGCUUAGGGGAGAACAAUAGCACUACAUGGUUCCAGACCUUGAUCCACCUGCUAAAAGGCAACAUUGGCACCGGACUUCUGGGGCUGCCACUGGCAGUGAGAAAUGCAGGCAUCUUGUUGGGUCCUCUCAGCCUGCUGGUGAUUGGCAUCGUGGCUGUGCACUGCAUGGGUAUCCUGGUGAAGUGUGCCCGUCACUUGUGCCUCAGCAAGCCCUUUUUGGACUAUGGGGACACAGUGAUGUAUGGACUAGAAUGCAGCCCCAGCUCCUGGAUCCGGAGCCACUCCCACUGGGGAAGGCACAUCGUGGACUUUUUCCUCAUUGUCACUCAGCUGGGAUUCUGCUGUGUCUACUUUGUGUUUCUGGCUGACAAUUUUAAACAGGCAUGCCAGUUACAGCUGGAUCAGGGCCCGCUUCUCUGCUUCCUGAACACCAUCUACCAGUUCAUCCUCCAGAGAAUCCCGGACCCCCACCAUCUCCCCUUGGUGGCUUCAUGGAAGACCUACCCAUUGUUCUUUGGCACUGCAGUUUUUGCUUUUGAAGGCAUCGGCGUGGUUCUACCCCUUGAGAACAAAAUGAAGAACUCACAGAAGUUUCCAUGUAUCCUGUAUUUGGGGAUGACUAUUGUCACUGUACUCUAUAUCAGCCUGGGGAGCCUGGGAUACCUGCAAUUUGGAGCUGCUAUUAAGGCCAGCAUCACACUCAACCUGCCCAACUGCUGGUUGUACCAGACUGUGAAGCUGCUGUACUCCAUAGGCAUCUUCUUCACAUAUGCUCUCCAGUUCUACGUUGCAGCUGAGAUCAUGGUUCCAGUCAUUGUGUCCCGCGUACCUGAGCAUUGUACACUAUUGGUGGACCUUUGUGUGCGCACUGCAAUGGUCUGCAUAACAUGUGUCCUGGCCAUCCUCAUCCCACGCCUGGACCUGGUCCUCUCCCUGGUGGGCUCUAUGAGCAGCAGCGCCCUGGCCCUCAUCAUCCCGCCCCUGCUGGAGGUGACCACCUUCUAUGAGGAGGGCUUGAGCCCCCUGACCAUCGCCAAGGAUGUCCUCAUCAGCAUCUUUGGCUUCGUGGGCUUCGUGGUGGGGACCUACGAGUCUCUGUGUGAGCUGAUCUUUCCAAGCCACAGCAACACCUCUACCAAUUCCACCAGUGCCUUCAUAUAAGGAUCUGGGUGUGUUCCCUGCACCUACCCAGCCCCACCUUGUGUGUCUCCCAGUAGUGUCCCCACAGCCUCAGGAGAAAGGCUGGGUUGCUGUCUGGGCACUCCACUUGGCAUUGGACCCUUGGGUACCCUGGGCUAGGUGAGACUGAGCUGUGGGGGAUGGUGGGGAGCAGACACUCCGCUUGUGAUGGUGCAGUCACUGCUUUCCUUCAUCGUGCCCCUCCCUCGGGACUGGCCCCCCUCCCCUGCCCUGCCACACCUAAACUAUCCCCAGCACACAGCUCACUUUAUUUACAAGGUAGUAUCCUGCUCCUGACCUUUUCCCCUUUCCAGGGCCAGGGCUAGAUUAAAUAAGUGGAGACUCUGACGUUUUACAAAGCCAGGCCUCUUUCUCAUUGGACUCCCAAAUGCUGUACCUCACUCUCCCACCCAGCUGAGUCCUGAGAGGCUUCCAGACCUCCCAACUCACAGGCCACACCACCUCUUCUCUCAUUUCCUCUGUAUAGGCCAUAAUACUGCCCUCCUGAUUCCUUUAGCUCUUAAAGAUAAUGAGAUGCUGCCCAAAUUGGAGGUAUUUAUAAUUUAUUUAAGCUUAGGUUUUGGGAUCUGACUUCAGACCUGGCAUCAUAGUGGAUUACUUCUCCUUCAUCAGCUUGCACAUGGCUUCUCCUGCCACACAGAAACCUGCUCCAGGGGACCAUGGUAUAUAUCCUCCACCCUCGUGGCCUAGAGGCCAUUCUUUUUGUUUGUUUUUUAUUUUUAUUUGUAUUUUUUUGAGACAGGGUCUCAUGUCACCAAAGUUGGCUUUGAACUUGCUAUGUCAAGGGUGACCUUGAACUCUUGGUCCUCCUGCCUCUGCCUCAGGUAUUGAGAUUACUAGCAUGAGCUGCCACACCCAGCUGGCUCAGAGACCUUAAGCAGAUCAUGUGAGCAUGCACCCCCUCUAGGACUUCCAUUUAUGAGACUGCAGCCAUAUGGGCAUUCGGAAGUACUUGUCAGGGGUGCUGGCUGAGGACUGGGGUGUGGGUUCUGACGUAGACACUACGCACAAGGGUCAUUGUUUACAGUUCCUCGGGAGAGAACAGAAGCCCUGCCUUGCCCCAGGCUGCCUCUGUAUCCUGGGCUUCCAAGGAACCACUAAACACUAACUGUGUCCUAUGUCCAUCCCGCAUCAUGCGUCCUGUAGAGUUACAUGGCUUCUAGAUCUGUCACCUCAGUGUGGGCCUUUGAGGCAGCUAACAAAGUCUGUGGCUUGCCACUGUGCCCCUCUUGGUAUAAGAAGGAUUUUCAAAGGGCAGUCAUUAGCUCCUCGUCCCAGAGUUGUGUGUGUGACUGCACACAUAUGUGCGCAUACACACGUACAUACAUGACAGAGUGGUUCAUGUGUCCUCCACUCUGGUUACCAGGCUCUUAUCUAGAGAUAGGAUUUGCCCUGAACCUUGGUUCAGAGAAAGGAGCAAGAAUUUAACAGGGUCUUGCUUUUGUGUUUGACAGAAGCUAGAAGGGCUGUGACUCAACCUUGCAGCCAAGCCCUUUCCUGCUGUUCUGUCCAGAGUCUGCCGAAUGAUGUCCAGGCCAAAGAAUGGGAAGGGUGGCCUCUGGUCCAAGCAAUGAGGCUAGGAGGAGGCACUGCUGUCUUGCAGGUCCUCAGCCCCUAGGAGAGCAGUGCUUUUUACCCUUUCCGCUCAUUAGCAUCUCCACAGGCGCUUAUGUGUCCAGGUGCCAGCCAGCUGGACUUCACAAAUGUUGCUUUCUGAAGUCUCCAGCUGGAAAAUGCCCAAAGUAGGUUCAGGUGCUGACCUGCUAUUUCUGGACUUGGGUUCCAGCAACCCAAAUGUGGGCCUGGCUCUCUCCUAGAGGCCACCUGAACAUGGCUUCAGGACACUGUAUUCAGAAUUGGUAGAGGCACCCCUAUCCAGGUGUCAAGACCCAAUGCACAAGGCCAGCUGUCUUUUCAGGGCCCCUGGCCUGAGACUGUGUGGAGUGCCUUGUUUAGCAUGAGGGCUAGUGGCAGCUUCCUUGGUGUGAUCUCUUGCUGUGAUCCCAAAGCACUGGUAGUUUGGUGGCUUGACUCUUUCAGGAAGAUCAGGACCUUUCUGGAUGGACACCAGACAGCUGCUAAGCAAAUAGUUCCAGGUGGAAGAGGAGGCUGGUCGUCUGCUGCACACAGCCUACGAGUGCAGCAUCCUCAUGCCCUCUCCUGCUGUCAGUUGGGAGUUAGCUGGCCCCUGGUGAGAAAACACUCAGAACAGGAAGGCUUUAUGAAGAGGAAACCUGCAUCCAGAUGCCCCAAGGGCAAACAGGCUGCCUGAUCCUUGCCAGUCUGUACCCACAGUUCAGAGACCCGUUAUCCCAAACUUGAAUGUGAGUACUUGCUGGGAAGAUGUGAUCCAGCCUGUGCAGCUCACCCUGCCCUUACAGGUGGCAUCAUUUGUAAUGUGCUGCUGUCUGAGUCAGGAGAGGAAUGGGUUAUCUUAGCCCCACCCACCUCACCUUCUUAGCCACCCCAAUGGGAAGGUGCUCACCUUUGGAAGUCAUGGGUUAAGUGUGAUCAGUAGUCUGAAGGCGGAUCCCAGAGCUUGUCCUUAGGCUCUCUUUCAUCCUCAGAUUUCUCCUUCUCUUCAGUGUCAUGUCUUGGACACUACUGUCUCACCUGAUCCUUCCAGGAAGUACGGAGCUUUGAUCAUGUUUACAGCAUUCCCUGUCCUCUGUACAUUGAGGGCACUAGAUAUGGGUUUGCUUUCUCUACUGGCCAGCCCCAGCCACGACUCCCAUCAGGACACUGAGACUUGCUUGAGACCUGAUACGGGAACCAGACAGAGUGGUGGGACGACGUGGCAAUAAGGAGGGUGGCGCCAAGUCGACUUUAGAAUUUCAUUUUCUAAAGUACAUUACAAAUCAGAGGCCAUUAGGGGAAAGCAAGCCAUCUGGCUCGUCUUUGAAACUGUGGUCAAUACUUGAAGGCACUUUAGUCCUGCUGGUCAAGCCAGCUUCUGCCUGAUUGGUUUCCUCCUUUUCUGUGUAUCCCGAGUCAUUCCUGGUCAGGGACAUUAAAAUGUGCUCAUAGACAGUUAUCAGGGAAAAAAAAAAGUGGACAAUGAGGCUGGAAGGUGCAUGGUGUUUGCCCUGUUCUUUGAUUUAAAUCAAGGUGAUGUUAAAGAAACUGUUUUCUUUCUUUUUUAAUGAAAAAUAAAAUUCCAUAUCUGUGUUGUAAACUGUCAGUGGAUGUGUGAAUCAAGGAACUAGAGAACUGCUGUACAGAGAGUCUUGAGAGCCAGACAGUACUGUGUGUCUCGUACCUCCUCUGAUGUGAUCUCAGUAGGGUGAGCGUACACAUGGGGGCAUGUCAGAACGUCUAGGUCUCAGUUGGGUUGAACCCAUGGACCUUGUGUUAAAUUUCCACUUCAAUAAAUGAAUUUUAUUUUUUAUUUUUGA